AUGAGAGAACUUCAUCUGGCAGGACUAACAACUGUUGCUGCUCGAUUUGUUCCAGUAUCAUCGACAAAUACAGGAAAAAAGAAAAGAGCAGCAAAUCUCAAUCAAUGUCAUGAAGGUUUUAAUAAAAGAGGAGACCAGUUCAUUAUAGUUUUUUCAGUUGGAUAUCCAGCCGGAUGCGCUACAGCACUGUGCAAAACAAAAUUCGAUGACACCGUCCAGUCUAAAAUAGCUGCUAUCUAUUUUAAAAUAACUCUAACAAUAACAUUCACCAAUGGUCAGAGUCUCUCUGUUAAACUGAGUCUCUGCUUAUUUCGUAAAAGUUCUGUGACUGAAACUUUAGAUGAAAAUGUUACUACUGAAACACAAACAACAGUUACAACCACCGAUAUGCCAGGCUAUUCAGUCUAUCCAUCAACAACAAUAGCCGUCGCAAGAAGACGUCGUCGUAGAUCUAUCACUCGGCCAUCUCAAAGUAUUGCUCAUAUGCCGAUUGGUGGUGGCUUGCUCAUUAGUCUUAAUCACAAUACUACACAUUUAAUUAAAAAUCUUUAUGAAGAACAUAGUUUUAUUAGAUAUUUUCCAUUUGGUGUGGAAUCUCUAGUUGGUAUUGAUGGAAAAAAAAUUGAUUUAAUUAGUUAUUUACAUGAAAAUAAAAUAUCAAAGUUUAUUUAUAAUCAAUUAGUUAGUCAAGAUCAUGUUAUUAAUGGUAAUUAUCUUACCAUGGGAGCUUUAGGUUGUCUAGAAUCUCAUGUUCGUGCUUGGCAACGUGUUGUGGAAUUAAAUAUGCCUAUGCUUGUAUUGGAAGAUGAUGUACAUUUAAAUAAAGAAUUAUUAAAUAUUAUGUUUCCUUAUUUACUUUAUGCUUUACCCACCAAUUUUAGUCUAUUCUAUUUUGGUAAUUUAGUUGGUAAAGAAAUGGAAGCAAAACUAAUAGAUUAUAAUGAACUUUUAUGGAAAAUAGAUGGUUCCAAUUGGGGUACAUAUGCAUAUAUUAUAAGUCCUUCAUGUGCAGCAACAUUACUUGAUUUUAUUUAUCCAGUUCAAACUCAAGUUGAUUCAAUGAUUAUUGAUAUUGCACAAUCACAAUUAUUGGAUGCAUUUAUGUCUAAAAUCAUGUUAGUCAAUACUGAUAAUCAAUUUAACAGAAAUUCACUUACUCAACGUUAUUUGAUUCCACCAAUUAUUAUUCCACGUGUUUUUCAUUUUAUUUGGCUCAAUAAUAAUUCUGUACCUGAUGCUACUCAACAAUAUAUUGAUUUAUGGAAAACAUUUCAUCCAAAUUGGGAAAUACUCAUAUGGACACAUGAAACAAUAGCUAAUCGAAAUCUAUCAUUACAUAAUCAAAAACGUUUUCAAAAUUCCGUUCAAAGUUUACGACAAGCAUCAGAUAUUUUACGUUAUGAAAUUCUUUAUCAAUAUGGUGGUAUUUAUAUAGAUGUUGAUUUUGAACCAUUGAAAAAUAUUGAACCACUUUUACAUGGAGUGGAAGCAUUUGUUGCUUAUGAAAGUGAUUAUUUCAUUUGUAACGGUAUUCUUGGUGCUAUCCCUGGUCAUGAUUUAACACAACGAUUAAUUACAGGAUUAGAGACGAAUUUGGCUCUAUUUGAAAAUGGAACAGUUAAUCAACAGACAGGUCCAUAUUAUAUAACAAGACAAGUUAAAGACAUGCAACAAGAGCAGAAAACAACAAUGAAAGAUGGUUUUCAAAUAUUUGCACCUCAUAUUUUCUUUCCUUAUGCAUGGUAUGAAAAGGAUCCAGGUCAUCCAUAUGAUGCAUUGUCUUUUGUUGUGCAUCAUUUUCGUUCAAUUACCCAAAUUAAGCAAGAUGCUGCAGAAGGACAUUAA
Molecule: messenger RNA, 1845 nt
Organism: Rotaria sp. Silwood2
Lineage: Eukaryota; Metazoa; Rotifera; Eurotatoria; Philodinida; Philodinidae
Source: the annotation of a GenBank genome assembly